Magallana angulata is the source of this 1140-nucleotide messenger RNA. Its product is annotated as ankyrin repeat-containing protein DDB_G0279043-like. Gene Ontology annotation, biological process: regulation of cell cycle process. NCBI's taxonomy places the organism in Eukaryota, Metazoa, Mollusca, Bivalvia, Ostreida, Ostreidae. The record is from RefSeq and is a predicted model, not a curated record. Gene Ontology annotation, molecular function: protein binding. The coding region runs from base 350 to 901 and encodes 183 amino acids. The transcript has 2 exons. Gene Ontology annotation, cellular component: cytoplasm.
AUUGGAUAAAUCUUAUUGGAAAGAUUUGGAAUUUUCAACCAUUAUAAUUAUAAUGGUAAAACUCAAAAUGCAUGCAAUAGAAGAACAUUUAGACUGAUUUUGCUUCUACAGAAUAAGCUUUAUUUUGACAUUCUUUUCUAUUUCGAUAGAUAAUGAUUGUUUUGUUCAUUACUGUUUGCGAACUAUUUGUUAAGGAGUUCAUUCAUUUGAUAAUUGCCGGAAACACUUGUAACAUAUGUCCAGUAUCGCAAAAGGUUAUUGCGAGACUUGUCACAUGCACGAAGUUUUUGGCUGUCUUCUAGGCUUGUUCUGUAUAAAGUAAAUAAUUCCCAAGUGAUCGGAUUCAAACAUGAGCAUGAAGAAGAAGCAGUCGGAUGGUAUUAAACAACAGGCCAUUCAUAUCCUCUCCAUGAUGAAAAAACAGAACGAGAAGUUAGAGGACAAAAUGAAAAAGUUGGUCAAAACGGAUAUAGUUACUGCCAAAAGAGUGUUCGAAUCGGACGUGGACGGGUGGACGCCCGUACAUGCCUGUACCCUGAAAGGAAGCAAGAACCUGCUGAAAAUCAUGAUCAGUUCCGGGAUAGAUGUCAAUUUCCGAAUGGGCCAACCGGAAGGACUUCCCGGGGAGUGUUCCCUGCUCCACAUAGCAGCGUACAGGGGCGAUGUCAAAAUCUGUAAAUAUCUGAUCAGUCGCGGUGCUCGCGUCGACAUCCAGGAUGGCUGUGACAGGACUCCACUGUAUUACGCGCAGACGAAACAACACAAUCGAGUUGUUGAGUUGUUAAAGCAGAAGGACAGAGGUUUGACUCUGACAAACAAAGAUCAGGACAUCGUGAUGGUGGACGAGUGCCCCACCCCACAACCCAGCAAAUUCUGUUUCUUCCCUCAACUGAAAAGUUGACAUAAUUAUGUUUUUACAUGCUAUGGAUUGCUCGGACGACUUAUUUAUUUUUAUUUAAUUUGUUUAAGUUUUUUUGCAAUUGAAAGGUAAUUGUUAUAAGAGUAUGGUAUUCACUUUUAAGAUUUAUUAUUCAACAUGAGUUUCGAUAAACAAUUUUUGUCACUUUUAGUGCAGGAUGUAAUAUUGUAAAUGUAUUAUAACAUAUACAUGUAAUAUUAUAUAAAUAGUGCCUGUUUGGG